This is a messenger RNA of Camelina sativa (false flax), 3420 nucleotides long. RefSeq names its product putative disease resistance protein At5g45510. NCBI's taxonomy places the organism in Eukaryota, Viridiplantae, Streptophyta, Magnoliopsida, Brassicales, Brassicaceae. The record is from RefSeq and is a predicted model, not a curated record.
GCGAGCAAAAGGUUGACUUGAGUUGAGACGAGUAGAUCUUGAUCGGACGACGAAGAAGGCAGACAAAAGCUAAACCCAUUUUCCAAAGAAAUCAGAUAAAUUGUUGUGAAUGCAACAGCUAAGGGAUAUGGCUUCCGCUCAAUUACGCCAAGCUGCUAAGGAUGAGAAGUUGUGUAAGAUGAUAGUGGAAACAAUGGGUGGUGAUGAUCCUCAGAGAGUCGUACUGGCUGGGAAAUCUGGAAUCGGUAAGACGCGGCUGGCAAGGAAUGUGGGUAAGUAUGCAACAGAAGAAGGCAUGUGCUACCUCACCCUCUGGUUGAACCUCAACGAGAAGUUUGAAGAUGAAAUGUCGCUUUAUGAGAACAUAGCUUUCCAACUUGAUGUGUAUGUUACGGAUGAUAACAGGGAGAAGGACAAGAAAGACUUUCUAAAGGAUUUGAAGCAUAAGAUAAUUUUGGAGCUCAAGGACAAGAAGAAGAAACACACUUCAUCAUAUGAAAUGGUGCCGUAUCUUCUGUUGAUACUUGAUGACGAAGGAAACAAGACCAGUGAAGACACAGUGAUGAACGAUUUGGGUCUGGAGAGUUUUCUUGAAGAUUACAAACCUCUAAAAAUUCUUCUUACAAGAAGAGUAGGUGUCGAAAACACUACAAAGCAUAGUAUGGAAAUUGAGGCCGGUAACAUGGAAGAGCCACAUGAUACAAGGGAAUGUAAGUUCCAUACCACGGAUCUGUCACAAACUUUACUAUGCACCCUCACUGAGUCUAACAUGCAUGAUUUAUUUGCAUCGCUUACCAUUCAUGAGGGGAAUUUGCUUGAGUCUCUUGAGAAAGCGUGGAAAAGUGAUGAGCCAUUGAUACAUUCUGUGGUGCGAAAAAGCAGUAAUUUGCCUGCUGCAAUCGUUGUGCUAGCCAAGUCCUUAAGCUGCAUCGCUCAUCAGAACUCUUUUAAGAGCCUAUCUCCAAAACAAGAGAAGGUUUUAAAGAAAAUUUUAUCACCCUGUGAGCCAGCCAACUCAGUUUCAAGAUGUAAUCCAAUUCUGCAACUUGCUUAUCAGCUGCUGGAAACCGAUGAUACAUUGAAGAAUGCCAUCGUUGAUUGUUUUUGGCAUAGCUUUGACUGUUUUAAGCAUUGCGGCUGUAUUCAUUACAAUGAACUGAUCACACACUGGAUACUUGAAGGCUACUUUGAUCCCGUUCAAUCUGUUAAGAAGGCUUUUAAGGAUGGUCACGAUAUCUUGUUAGAGCUUAUAAACCGCGGUCUUCUGAAGAUUCAAGAGGAUGAUAUGGUUGUACCAGAGAUGGCAAUGAGCGAUUUAAUAGAUCUUCGGCAUCAUGGGUUCUUGGGGAGAUCCCGGCUCCAGUUGGCUAGGACUUAUGGUGGUGACAAGAAAAAAGGUCUCGGGGAAAUAACCCAGAUAGAUGAUAUGAUAAAAACAGCACAAGCAAAUAAACAAGAAUAUAUUUAUACAAUUCUGGUGGGUGGAAACCGUCUGCGUCGAGCAACACCAAAAGAGUUCUUUGAGCAGCCGCAGAUGAAGAAUCUUGAAGUACUUGGUCUUUUUUAUCCCACAUUGGAACAUUUUAUCCAGUCUUUAGGAGAACUCAAGCAACUCAGAGCUCUGGUCAUCAGGGACUAUGAUCUACUGCCAAGUAUAGAGGAGCUUAAGGGUCUACGAAGGUUAGAGGUUCUUGAAGUUUCUGGUGCUAGCUCUGUGGAAACUAUCUUUGAUGACUUCUUUGAAGCAUUGCCCGAACUUCAAAGUCUGAACCUCUCUGGACUUCGGAUCAUAUCUUCACCUUCCAGCAUUUCUCAACUGAAGAAUCUCCAUACUCUCAUCCUUAGAGACUGUCUUGUAUUGGAAGAUUUGCCAGACAUACAGCAUUUAGAUAGGCUCGAGGUUGUCGACAUCCGUGGUGCACGCAAGCUAAGAACUUGCUUUGAAAAAAACACAAGCAAAAACCAAACCUUUUCUCGUCUUCAGCGGCUUGUGCUCCUUGAUUUAUCAGAGAGCAAGCUAAAACGACUACCAAUAUUUCAUGACACUGCGGUUGCUGCCAAUCUUAGCUCCUUAACGCGGCUCUCAUUGUACAACUGUAGCAAUUUAGUAGAACUGCCCAAUCUUCGAACCCUAUCAGGUCUCCAGAUUCUCGAUCUUUCUAGUAUGACCAGCUUGGUGGAAAUUGCGGCAGUAUGCUUCGAGCAGAAAGAGGAACUAAAAAUUCUUAAUAUGUCAGGCACAAGUUUUACCAAACUUCCGUCCACCAUCUCCGGUCUAUCCAACCUCAGACAACUCCUCCUGAGAAACUGCUCCAAUCUAGAAACUCUACCAAACAUCAGCGGACUCAAGAGCCUUGAAGUCUUCGAUGUUUCUGGGUGCACUAAGUUGCAUACAAUUGAGGGAUCCUUUAAGUACAUGUCUUACCUGCAGGAAGUUAAUCUCUCUGGCACCAGAAUAGAAACCUUAAUAGAGUUGCCAGAGAAGAGCAGUAUCAGUUGUUCAAAGCUAGUUGUUCUGGCAGAUUCAAGAAGAUUAAUUCAUGAGACUUGGAGACAGGUAAAGGAAGCCGUAACAAAUGAGAUUUAUGAGAGUCUACGCUCUCAUGAUGUGGUCGACAGAAUCCAUGAAAUCUCAAGAAAGGAGGAGGGAACUGUAGGUGAACUAAGGGCCUUUGGUUGUCCUGAAAAGAAAGGUCGCCACAAGGAACUUUUUUACCAAGGUCAUACAUUCAUGAAUGUCUAUCGGAACAUCAUACCAUUUGUUGAUGCCAAUAGUUGUCAAGAAGUUCUAGAGAUUCAAGGAUCCAAUUGCGUAGAUCAAGACAAGGAAACCUUAGCUAAAGUUGAGUUUGUGGCUAUUGUGGACAAUACAGCGGCAAGUCUCUCAUCAGUAUUUAAUGAUUUGAAGUCAGUGAAAGGUUGUUGGCUGGAGAUGUGCGCGGAUAUAGAAAUCCUUUUCACUGGAGUAGAUGAAGAACGUCUCGGAAACCUGGAGACUUUGUCAAUUACGAAUUUUCGACUGUUGGAGAGUAUCUGCUGCAGCAGCUUCAAUAAUCUGAAGAAUCUAAGUCUGGACUGUUGCCCGCAUAUUAAAACGAUAUUCCCUGCAUCCGCGCUUCCCACCAGCCUGGAAGUCCUGAAACUAAAAUUUUGUGAGAAGCUGGAGAAAGUGUUUGAACAAGAAGUAGAAGUGCCGAAUUUACACACAUUGUGCCUUUACGAUUUACCUGUGCUAUCUGCUAUCAAUGCUAUGCUGCCUAAUCUAAAGACAUACAAUAAAGAAAAAUGCCCGAAGCUGGAAACUUCAAAGUGGUCCGGACUUGGAAGCGGUCUAGUGCAAGGAGGAUAUGAAAAACCACAGGGAAGUCGAAGCAGCAUCUAGCUACUGAGUAUUCUGUCCCUGGAUCCUUUCCCUAAUAU